This is a messenger RNA of Didymodactylos carnosus, 408 nucleotides long. The record is from the annotation of a GenBank genome assembly. Lineage: Eukaryota; Metazoa; Rotifera; Eurotatoria; Philodinida; Philodinidae.
AUGUCAAUAGAACUCGAACUUUUCCCCUUGGACGACGCACUACCACUACUUGAUGCUCCUGCUGCACCAUCUGCACCAACUACGGCCCUCUUAACAGCAUUAGCUUCUACGGUAUUAACUAGUACACUAUCGACUCCGACUGCAGCCGGCAAACCGACGACACCCGAUCCUGGCGCUCUACCAACAGCUACCACUGUUUCAACUUCUGCUGCAUCACAAUCACGGGUCCCGCGUUUAAUGGAUAUUCGAGUCCCGUUAAUGGCUAUCACUCCAUGGUUCCCACUAUAUAGUCAAGGCUACCACCCACGACGGAUCAUGGUGCUAGAGACUCCGAUGUCCCAGCAUCCGUCCACUCGUUUACGAGCUCAGUCAAAAUUUUUACCUGUUUUAUCGUUAAGUGGCCAAUAG